AUGUCCGCGGCAAAUAUCAGUCCCGAUUCUCUGGCAACUGGGCAACGACACUAUGAUCAUCUGGUAUCGUCUAUCGGCCUGAAGGAUGCGCCUGCAAGCUUGCAGCUCUCUGCCCUGCGAAGCAUGUCAACCACUGAUAUGCUUGAUAGGUUGGGUGUGGCUGAGCAUAGCUUCAUGCUUGAGGAUGAGGAGUUCUUCUCAGACUACUCGGGCCAGCUAUUCGAUCAGCUCACCACGAUUCCAUCAUGGGUUCAAAAGGUGGUGGUAGGCCAGACGAAAGAAGAGACCGUUGUCUUCGCUCUCAAGUGGCACACAAUGUCCGCAGACCAGCUGCGAAGCCAGUGGGAGGGAAUAUACAGCGAUCCAUCAUAUGCACAGGAGGUUUUCGCUGCCUAUGGUGUUGGCAAAGACUCAUCACAUUCUGAUAUGGUUGCGGCGUUGGUCGCAUACACGUCAGACAAUUUCUUCACCACAACGGCCUCCCGUCUUACAACGGAGCAUCUCAAGAUUCCCGGUCCCGGAAAUCCAAAAGUCUACUCUUACUGUUUCGAUCAGCCUGACAUAAUCUCCAAAAGACCUGUCUGGAGGGGUUCAGCCUAUCAUUCAGUGGAAAUACCAUUCUUGUUUCGUCAUCCUCAAGUUGCUGGUAGCGAUGCAUCGCCGGAGUUUCGUAAGACCUCUGACACUUUCAGCACCGCUGUGUUGCACUUACUCAACGGGAAUGAGCCUUGGGAAGAUGUCAGUAUUGCUAAGAGAUGGAUGAGGCUCGACGGCGAGAAGUCAGGCAUCGCAAAUGAGAAUGACAGCCUAGGCGCAAGGUGGGCGGUAUUGGCGAACAGCCCAGAGAGACAUCAGAAGUUCAUGCUAGGCAUGAUGUUGCUGGGGGAUGCGAUGGGUUAUGCGCUGACUGCGUUCUCUGCGGAAAGUUUGGCCGACUAG
Messenger RNA from Exophiala bonariae, 939 nucleotides. RefSeq lists its product as uncharacterized. The coding region runs from base 1 to 939 and encodes 312 amino acids. The transcript has a single exon. Lineage: Eukaryota; Fungi; Ascomycota; Eurotiomycetes; Chaetothyriales; Herpotrichiellaceae. The record is from RefSeq and is a predicted model, not a curated record.